Molecule: messenger RNA, 15432 nt
Organism: Coregonus sp. 'balchen'
Lineage: Eukaryota; Metazoa; Chordata; Actinopteri; Salmoniformes; Salmonidae
Source: the annotation of a GenBank genome assembly
AUGUCAGGAAUUGAAGAAACUUCACAUGUAUCAUCAGAAUUUCAGGAUGAGAGGAGGAGCGAGGAAGGGGUCGAAGAGGAGCCCGAGAUUGACUAUGAAAACCCGUUCUGUUAUGUGUUUUACAGGUAGGCUAACUAGCUAGUUAGGCUAGCUAGCUAGAACAGUGAUUGCAUGUUGUGGUUAGUGAUGGCAAAUUUUUGCCAUGCAUUCAUCAUAAGUGGAAGAUGCAUAAAGACUAGUUCACAUUGCUAUCAGGGUGUAGAUAGUCAAAUAUUAUUCUCUGUGGAGCAAUAUGGCAAUUUCUCCCAACUCCCCGAGCCGGUGUGAGUUAGCUAACUAGCUUGCUCGCCUUGAAAGGGAGAUCCGAGUGAUCUGUAAUUGAUAGUCAACUUAAUUAUAGCUGGGUGUUAGUGUUUUAUAUUUUUGCAUUGAUUUAAAAGGGAUACCUGAACAAUUGUGAUAGCCGCAUUGGCUGAGAGAACAGUUGCCCCAUUCACUAAUGUCCCUCUAUCUUUACCCCUCUCUCUCUUGCUCUCCCCCUCUCUCCACGCUCCCCCCCUUCUUCUCCCGCCCCUCCUCUCUUCUCCCUCCCCUCGGGAGAAAAGGGAGAAAAGCGAAAAACCUCUCCGGAAGAUCCCCAAAACUCCAAUCUACCCCUCUCCCUCUCCCUUCCUUCUCCCCUCUCUCUCCCUUCCUUCUCCCCUCUCUCUCCCUUCCUUCUCUCCUCUCUCUCCCUUCCUUCUCCCCUCUCUCUCCCUUCCUUCUCUCCUCUCUCUCCCUCCCUUCUCCCCUCUCUCUCCCCAUCUCUCUCUCUCUCUCUCUCCCUGCUCCACUCAUAUACAGAGACAGGAAAGAAUGGGCUGAUUUAGAACCUGUUCCGCAAGAUGAUGGUCCCAAUCCUGUAGUGAAGAUUGCCUACUCUGACAAGUGUAAGAUAUUAAACAUAUAAUUUAGAACCAGACAUCCAUAUUGUUUUAUGUAUAUUGUCUCAUGCAUUUAGCCUACCAAAUGUCCCUUUGAGUAGUUAUGAUUCAUGUAAAAAUUAUUUCACUUUGCAUCAGAAACUUUUCAUUUCACACAUAACCAAUGCAAACAAACAUGUCACUUUUGUAUCCAAUAGUCACAGAUGUGUAUGACUAUUUCCGAGCGUUAUUGAAGAAUGAUGAAAAAAGCGACAGGGCAUUUGCACUGACGGCUGAAGCCAUUGAACUGAAUGCUGCAAAUUACACUGUAUGGUAAGCAGAUGUUAUUAUGAUUUAAGAACACAACAACAGUAGAAUAUCAAUAGUUUUAUUUGGUAUGAACCUCUCUUCUUCGAAAGUGACAAGUACAAGACCAUAAAGAAAGGGUGUACUUUUUCUCUCUCCGUUUUCUGUGUGUAUGUGUGUGUGAAGGCACUACCGGCGAGUGUUACUUCAGGCCCUGGAGAAGGACCUGAGAGAGGAGAUGAGGUACAUUACAGCCAUCAUCGAGGACCAGCCCAAAAACUACCAAGUCUGGUGAGCUCUGCCAAUCUAGAUUUUAGUGUCACUUAACCAGUAUCACGAUCUGACAAUUCUCGAUUUUCCAUGGCAAAAAGCAAUCACGAAGCAGACUAACACUAUGGUCCUUUAAGAACCCACUUUAUGUAAAAUAUGGUGUGCUAUACUUUGGAAAAUAAACAGAUGUGACUGGAUGACAACAUCAGGCUGUUUGUCUCCAACAUUUGCUUUUGAGCAUAUAUAUACAUUUUCAUUCUCAACAAGUUGAACAAUAAACAACUUCUUCUGUUCUACUUGUGUAGAACCAUAGAAUCUGUGUCAAAUUCGUCUUCUCCUUAUCCUAGGCACCAUAGACGUAUGGUGGUGGAGUGGCUGAACGACCCCUCGGAAGAACUGGAGUUCAUUUCAGAGAUCCUAAGUCAGGACGCUAAGAACUACCACGCCUGGCAGCACAGACAGUGGGUCCUCAAGGUAGGAGCCUCAACAACUAGGCUUGCGUUUGUAACCCAUGGUGAAUUGUUAGCUAGUUAGCUGUGUGCGUGUGUGCUAGUAACAGCCAUCGUGCAAGUGACAUCUCCUGCCCUGAGACAUAGAAUUACUGUUGUCCCUGACCAAGUGACAUCUCCUGCCCUGAGACAUAGAAUUACUGUUGUCCCAGACCAAGUGACGUCUCCUGCCCUGAGACAUAUAAUUACUGUUGUCCCUGACCAAGUGACGUCUCCUGCCCUGAGACAUAGAAUUACUGUUGUCCCUGACCAAGUGACGUCUCCUGCCCUGAGACAUAGAAUUACUGUUGUCGUGGACCAAGUGACAUCUCCUGCCCUGAGACAUAUAAUUACUGUUGUCGUGGACCAAGUGACAUCUCCUGCCCUGAGACAUAUAAUUACUGUUGUCGUGGACCAAGUGACAUCUCCUGCCCUGAGACAUAGAAUUACUGUUGUCCUGGACCAAGUGACAUCUCCUGCCCUGAGACAUAGAAUUACUGUUGUCCCAGACCAAGUGACGUCUCCUGCCCUGAGACAUAGAAUUACUGUUGUCCCUGACCAAGUAAAUCUCCUGCCCUGAGACAUAGAAUUACUGUUGUCCCGGACAAAGUGACAUCUCCUGCCCUGAAACAUAGAAUUACUGUUGUCGUGGACCAAGUGACAUCUCCUGCCCUGAGACAUAGAAUUACUGUUGUCCCGGACCAAGUGACAUCUCCUGCCCUGAGACAUAGAAUGACUGUUGUCCCAGACCAAGUGACAUCUCCUGCCCUGAGACAUAGAAUGACUGUUGUCCCAGACCAAGUGACAUCGAAUUACUGUUGUCCCGGACCAAGUAAAUCUCCUGCCCUGAGACAUGGAAUUACUGUUGUCCCGGACAAAGUGACAUCUCCUGCCCUGAGACAUAGAAUUACUGUUGUCCCAGACCUUGGCUUUUCUGGGUCAGUGGUAUUGACUGUGCUUAUUGAGCAGGAAGUGUUGCUGUGCAGAGUGUCUCUGGAUAAGCCCAGUUUGGGAUAUGGACUAGACCUACUCUGUUACACAUUCACAAUCACAUAACUUCUUAUGAAAUGGAGAGUAUAUGGCUGCCUAUAGAGUAUGUAAAUAACAAUCUAUUGCUAGUGGAAAAUGACAAAUAACAAUCUAUUGCUAGUGGAAAAGGACAAAUAACAAUCUAUUGCUAUCGGAAAGGGUCAUAUAACAAUUUAUUGCUAUCAGAAAGGGUGGCGCCAAAGAUCUCCUGUCUUUUUGUCUCUGAUUGGAAGGAUAAGCUGACACUUCUGCUAGAUGAACAAAGCGAUGAACCCAGUUUCGGUUGUCCCUUUCCUUUCAUUCUCUCACUCUACUUAUUAUAGUAGUGUUUCAUGAUUUACAGUCAAACUGCAAAAGCAUUGUGAAUGUAGCCAACCGAAGACUCAAUGGCCCAAUUUUGAAUAUGUUUUCAGCUCCAGAUUUGUGGUAAGGAAACCAAGUGGUUUGAUUUGCAUAAUUUAUUUUGGCAUGUCUAUGCAAAUGAAGUAACAUUUGCAUUCUGCCACCGAACAGACCUGCUGCGGCUCUCUGAAAUGGCUGCAUUAUAUGCCUGUGCAGUUUUAUUGUCCUACAGUUAUGUGUGAUUGAAUUUAUGUAUAGUCUUGGAAAGUAUCUAGUAGCGGAUGGAUCAGAAGUAUGUCUCUAGGAUAUCAGAAGAAGGGAGAUUUCUGAACAAGAAAAUCCUUUAUGUGCAGUGCAUAUUAUGAAAAAAAAAUUUAAAAAAUGAAUGCAUUCACUAACUGUAAGUCGCUCUGGAUAAGAGCGUCUGCUAAAAUGUAAAACAUUUAAAAUAUUAAUCACAAAUCAGAGUGGUCACGUGCCAUUGGAAUACUGUAUAGCAAGGACAAUGGUGUGUUUGUCUCUCUGUCAGUACUAAAUACGUGUAUGGAGUGUGUCUUGACUAAAUACUGUAAGUGUGUAUGAAGUGUGUGUCUGGACAAAAUACUGUGUAUAUGGAGUGUAUGUCUGGACUAAAUGCUGUAAGUGUGUCUGGAUUAAAUACUGUAAAUGUGUAUGAAGUGUGUGUCUGGACUAAAGUGAGUGUAUGGAGUGUGUCUGGACUAAAUAAUUGUAUAUUGCUCUCCAGGAGUACAAGCUGUGGGACAGUGAGCUGGAGUAUGUGGAGCAGUUGUUGGAGGACGAUGUGAGGAACAACUCGGCGUGGAACCAGAGGCACUACGUCAUCUCCCACACCACAGGCUACUCAGACCCAGCCAUACUCAACAGAGAAGUACAGUACGUGCCUGCUCUCCCUACAUGCCGUAUCUCAUGUCAGCCCCACACCUUACCACUAUUGAGUAGAAGCUGAAAAUGGGAAAGGCUUGGUCCAGAAACAACCUCCUAGCCCCUAGCCACUAGACACUUCAUCCUCCUAGCCCCUAGACACUUCAACCUCCUAGCCCCUACCCACUAGACACUAAACCUCCUAGCCUCUAGCCCCUAGACACUUCAUCCUCCUAGCCCCUAGCCACUAGACACUAAACCUCCUAGCCCCUAGAUCCUCCUAGCCCCUACCCACUAGACACUAAACCUCCUAGCCCCUAGACACUUCAUCCUCCUAGCCCCUAUAAUAAUAAUAUAAUAUGCCAUUUAGCAGACGCUUUUAUCCAAUGCGACUUAGUCAUGUGUGCAUACAUUUUUGUGUAUGGGUGGUCCCGGGGAUCGAACCCACUACCUUGGCGUUACAAGCGCCGUGCUCUACCAACUGAGCUACAGAGGACCACACUUCAACCUCCUAGCCCCUAGCCACUAGACACUUCAACCUCCUAGCCCCUAGCCCCUAGACACUAAACCUCCUAGCCCCUAGACACUUCAUCCUCCUAGCCCCUACCCACUAGACACUAAACCUCCUAGCCCCUAGCCCCUAGACACUAAACCUCCUAGCCCCUAGACACUUCAUCCUCCUAGCCCCUACCCACUAGACACUAAACCUCCUAGCCCCUACCCACUAGACACUAAACCUCCUAGCCCCUAGCCACUAGACACUUCAUCCCCCUAGCCCCUAGCCACUAGACACUUCAACCUCCUAGCCCCUAGCCACUAGACACUUCAACCUCCUUGCCCCUAGACACUUCAUCCUCCUAGCCCCUACCCAUUAGACACUAAACCUCCUAGCCCCUAGCCACUAGACACUUCAUCCUCCUAGCCCCUAGCCACUAGACACUUCAACCUCCUAGCCCCUAGCCACUAGACACUUCAACCUCCUAGCCCCUAGACACUUCAACCUCCUAGCCCCUAGCCCCUAGACACUUCAACCUCCUAGCCCCUAGCCCCUAGACACUUCAACCCCCUAGCCACUAGACACUUCAUCCUCCUAGCCCCUAGACACUAAACCUCCUAGCCCCUAGCCACUAGACACUUCAUCCUCCUAGCCCCUAGCCACUAGACACUUCAACCUCCUAGCCCCUAGCCACUAGACCAGGGUUGCCCAACCCUGAUCCUGGAGAGCUACCCUCCUGUAGGUUUUUGCUCCAACCCCAGGUGUUACUAACCUAAUUCAUCUUAUCAACCUGCUAAUUGUUAGAAUCAGGUGUGCUAGAUUAGGGUUGGAGCAAAAACCUACAGGACGGUAGCUCUCCAGGAACAGGGUUGGGCAGUCCUGCACUAGACACUUCAUCCUCCUAGCCCCUACCCACUGGACACUUCAUAUAUCUGAAAGGAUGUGAUCAGUAUGAGCAUCAUUAUAGUAGCUCCACCUUGCCCUCUGAUAGGCUAGAUGGGUCUUCCGGCAUUACACCUAUCAAAUCCUUUUGGAUCUCCUUGGGUAAGACAUUAGGGAUUCUGUUUGAAUAUGGGGUAGGGCUUGUUUCUGGACUGGGUAGAGAUUUCCAGUGUGCUACAUCAGACACAUAUCUGAUAAAUGUGUUCUCCUUUGUCUUUUUUAAGGUACAGUCUCAAACAGAUCAAGAAGGCUCCCCACAAUGAAAGUGUGUGGAACUAUUUGAAAGGGUAGGUGUCAUACAGGAUUCAUUCAGUAGGGAAUUAAAUAAUACUAAAAGGGACACUUAGGGAUUUAGCAGAUUUUUAUGUCUCUGCAUCAAGUAUGAAGGAAGUUGGAGGUCGUUUCGCGAGCCAAUGCUAACUAGUGUUAGCGCAUUGACUGGAAGUCUAUGGAGUCUACUAGCAUGCUAGCAGUUACCAUAGACUUCCAGUCAUUGUGCUAACGCUAGUUAGCAAUUGUGCUAACGCUAGUUAGCAACUUCCUUCAAACAGGGACAUAAAAAUGGUAUCCACGAGUUCAUCUGACUCUGGCAAAGUACUGUAGAUAAAGGGCUUCAUUGCCAAAAUCCUUAAGUAUUCCUUUUAAAGGUUCAAUGCAGACAUCUUUUAUCUCAAUAUCAAAUCAUUUCUGGGUAAAAUUGAGUACCUUAGUGUGAUUUGUUUUGCAUUAAAAUGGUCAAAAAGAAACAAAAAUAGAUUCUUAUCUAAAAGCAAUUUCUCAAGCAAGAAUUUUGCUAGGACUGUCUGGGAGUGGUCUGAGUGGGGAGGGGAAUACUGAAAACUAGCUGUUAUUGGUUUGGAACUCUCGUUCUUAUUGGUCUAUUAACUAAUUUACCGCCUGGUGAUAUAACCAGGCAGGCCAAAACUCCAUCCCACCAAAACAGGCUGACAUUUCAGCCGGUCUUUUCAAACAGCUACUACACUAAUAGGGCAUUAUCAACAUUUUCACAAUUUCACACUAUUAUUCCAACCUCAUAGUGUGGAAAUAUAUAUAAAACACAGGUAAAUCAAGUUUUUGACUGCACUGGGCCUUUAAUUUGUGAGUCUACAACAUUAUGGCUAGUAAUACUAGUGCACUUAUCUUGCAGUUUAUAUCCUCCACCAGCAGAUGUCAGAAGUCACCAUGUUUAGUGUAGGAGCUCUGAAUUGGGAUACUGCUUCUGUAGAGUUGCCAAAGCUUUUCACACCCCUCGCCGCCUCCUUUUCCCCCCAGGAUUCUGCAGGACCGGGGCUUGUCAUCCCACCCGGGUCUCCUGGAGCAGAUCCUGGAGCUCAAGGAGACCCACUGCUCGCCCUACUUACUGGGCUUCCUGGUGGACAUCUACGAGGACUCCCUGGAGAACACCUCAGGAGAUCAGGGCGAGGUCCUUAGCAAGGCCCUGGAGGUGAGCAGCACUGGGACCUAUCUGACUUAAAGGGAUAGCUCAGCACUGGGACGUAUCUGGCUUAAAGGGAUAGCUCAGCACUGGGACGUAUCUGACUUAAAGGGAUAGCUCAGCACUGGGACGUAUCUGACUUAAAGGGUAUGUUCAGGACAUGUACCAAGUGUAUGGGAAAAUAGGCACAAUCUAAUUUCACAUUUGGGAUUACUUUAUAGUAGUGAUAUGCAUAUCAAAUUGUAUUUGUUACAUGCGCCGAAUACAACAGGUGUAGACCUUCCUGUGAAAUGCUUAUGUACAAGCCCUUAACUAACAAUUUCAGCUAAGACAAAUAAGAGUUCAGAAAAUAUUUACUAAAUUAACUAAAGUAAAAAAUAAAAAAAUAAUAACACAAUAAAAUAAGAAUAACGAGGCUUUAUACAGGGGUACUGGUACCGAGUCAAUGUGUGGGGGUACAGGUAUAAACAACUAUAAACUAAUUUUAGAGACAGAUGGUGGCAGAAGUAGGAUUUGGUUGUGCACUCAGGUGAAAGGAGUCUUUAGAUCACUGUUUCUCAAUCCAUUUCCUGGAGGACCCGAAGGGAGUGCACAUUGUUAUUGUAGCCCAGCAGUAGCACACUUGAUUCAACUAAACACCAAGCUUUGAUGAGUUGAAAUGUGCAAGUACUCGGCCCGAACAGAAAUGUGCACAUCUCAUCUUAGGGAUCCCCCAGAAUGCAUUGUGAAACUGGUGUAGAUGCUGAAGAACUUGGCAACAAUGUGCAGAGAAUGGAAAUGGAGUGUUCUACCAUAGCCGAGACAUCUCCUUCCUUAGUACACGUCCAGUAUAAAACAUUGACUCUGAGUCAAUCAGUGUAGAACAGCCCUCGCACCAACAGUUCAAGGCUGAGGAAAAGGGUAAUUCAGUAGGAAUUAUUCAAUGAGUCCGCGUGUCGGAUUUGAUAACUCUUUCUCCUAUCACGCCUGAUUUUUUGCGUGCUCUUCCAAGCCUCCAAUGUCUACCUGGCAGUUUGAAUGACAGCUCGUAUGUUGCCUCUGUUGGGUAACUACAGUGAGGGGAAAAAAGUAUUUGAUCCCCUGCUGAUUUUGUACGCCCACUGACAAAGAAAUGAUCAGUCUAUAAUUUUAAUGGUAGGUUUAUUUGAACAGUGAGAGACAGAAUAACAACAAAGAAAUCCAGAAAAACGCAUGUCAAAAAUGUUAUAAAUUGAUUUGCAUUUUAAUGAGGGAAAUAAGUAUUUGACCCCUCUGCAAAACAUUACUUAGUACUUGGUGGCAAAACCCUUGUUGGCAAUCACAGAUGUCAGACGUUUCUUGUAGUUGGCCGCCAGGUUUGCACACAUCUCAGGAGGGAUUUUGUCCCACUCCUCUUUGCAGAUCUUCUCCAAGUCAUUAAGGUUUGGAGCCUGACGUUUGGCAACUCGACCCUUCAGCUCCCUCCACAGAUUUUCCAUGGGAUUAAGGUCUGGAGACUGGCUAGGCCACUCCAGGACCUUAAUGUGCUUCAUCUUGAGCCACUCCUUUGUUGCCUUGGCCGUGUGUUUUGGGUCAUUGUCAUGCUGGAAUACCCAUCCACGACCCAUUUUCAAUGCCUUGGCUGAGGGAAUGAGGUUCUCACCCAAGAUUUGACGGUACAUGGCCCCGUCCAUCGUCCCUUUGAUGCGGUGAAGUUGUCCUGUCCCCUUAGCAGAAAAACACCCCCAAAGCAUAAUGUUUCCACCUCCAUGUUUGACAGUGGGGAUGGUGUUCUUGGGGUCAUAGGCAGCAUUCCUCCUCCUCCAAACACGGCGAGUUGAGUUGAUGCCAAAGAGCUCCAUUUUGGUCUCAUCUGACCACAACACUUUCACCCAGUUCUCCUCUGAAUCAUUCAGAUGUUCAUUGGCAAACUUCAGACGGUCCUGUAUAUGUGCUUUCUUGAACAGAGGGACCUUGCGGGCGCUGCAGGAUUUCAGUCCUUCACGGUGUAGUGUGUUACCAAUUGUUUUCUUGGUGACUAUGGUCCCAGUUGCCUUGAGAUCAUUGACAAGAUCCUCCCGUGUAGUUCUGGGCUGAUUCCUCACCCUUCUCAUGAUCAUUGCAACUCCACGAGGUGAGAUCUUGCAUGGAGCCCCAGGCCGAGGGAGAUUGAUAGUUAUUUUGUGUUUCUUCCAUUUGCGAAUAAUCGCACCAACUGUUGUCACCUUCUCACCAAGCUGCUUGGCGAUGGUCUUGUAGCCCAUUCCAGCCUUGUCUAGGUCUACAAUCUUGUCCCUGACAUGCUUGGUGAGCUCUUUGGUCUUGGCCAUGGUGGAGAGUUUGAUUGCUUCUGUGGACAGGUGUCUUUUAUACAGGUAACAAGCUGAGAUUAGGAGCACUCCCUUUAAGAGUGUGCUCCUAAUCUCAGCUCAUUACCUGUAUAAAAGACACCUGGGAGCCAGAAAUCUUUCUGAUUGAGAGGGGGUAAAAUACUUAUUUCCCUCAUUAAAAUGCAAAUCAAUUUAUAACAUUUUUGACAUGCGUUUUUCUGGAUUUUUUUGUUGUUAUUCUGUCCCUCACUGUUCAAAUAAACCUACCAUUAAAAUUAUAGACUGAUCAUGUCUUUGUCAGUGGGCAAACGUAAAAAAUCAGCAGGGGAUCAAAUACUUUUUUCCCUCACUGUAAAUGCUUGGGUGUGUGUGUCGGAGUUAUUUAGGUUUCUUGGAAAGUGUUUUUCUUCUUCUGCUGCUGUUUUCAAUGGGCAUUGGCUCAUUCAGAAAAGUCACUGCAGGAGCUCUGAUACUUAUUUCAGUUUCGGCUACUCGGAAAUGCAUGCAGCAGGAAGGGAUUGCUUUCAAUUGGUUGUUGAGAAUGUGAUUUGUAUUUUUCCUCUAUUUACUUAAAGAAUUGAUGUUUCUCAAUGCUAGUGCAACCGUGGGAGGUGUAAAUGUACAGGUAAAUGCCAAAAUAAUGGAAACAUUUGAGUAAAUGAGGGAUACAAAGUAUAUUGAAAGCAGGUGCUUCCACACAGGUGUGGUUUCUGAGUUAAUUAAGCAAUUAGCAUCCCAUCAUGCUAAGGGUCAUGUAUAAGAAUGCUGGGCAGGCCAUUAUUUUGGACAUAUAGGAUGACAGUGCUCCCAUCCACAGGGCACGAGUGGUCACUGAAUGGUUUGAUGAGCAUGAAAACUAUGUAAACCAAAUGCCAUGGCCAUUUCAGUCACCAGAUCUCAACCCAAUUGAACAUUUAUGGGAGAUUCUGGAGAGGCGCCUGAGAGCGUUUGUCACCACCGUCAACAAAACACCAAAUGAUGGAAUUUCUCGUGGAAGAAUGGUGUCGCAUCCCUCCAAUAGAGUUCCACACACUUGUAGAAUCUAUGCCAAGGUGCAUUGAAGCUGUUCUGGCUCGUGGUGGCCCAACGCCCUAUUAAGACAAUUUAUGUUGGUGUUUCCUUAAUUUUGGCAGUUACCUGUAUGUUGAGUAGCCACUAGCCUACUAAUUCACUAGCAGUACUCCUACCAUGGCUGUGUUAGCGGUGGUAAUGGAUAGAAUAUACAUAAUGACCAGGUAAUUUGAUUUGCACAUACGCAAACAAGCAAGUGUUUUUUUAUUUACAUUUUUGUUUUUAUAGGGGGUAGAUCACCUUUAAUAUUGCAAUACUGUAGAUUGUAGUUUCCAUCAAUGUAAUUGUCUGCAUCAUUUCCAAUCCCCCAUAUAUUAUUUUUGUAGAUACACUAGCGGUCAAAAGUUUUAGAACACCUAAUCAUUCAAGGGUUUUUGUUUAUUUUUACUAUUUUCUACUUUGUAGAAUAAUAGUGAAGACAUCAAAACUAUGAAAUAACACAUGGAAUCAUGUAGUAACCAAAAAAGUGUUAAACAAAUCAAAAUAUAUUUUAUAUUUGAGAUUCUUCAAAUAGCCAACCUUUGCCUUGCUUUGCACACUCUUGGCAUUAUCUCAACCAGCUUCAUUAGGUAGUCACCUGGAAUGCAUUUCAAUUAACAGGUGUGGCUUCUUAAAAGUUAAUUUGUGGAAUUCCUUUCCUUCUUAAUGCGUUUGAGGCAAUCAGUUGUAUUGUGACAUGGUAGGGGGGUAUACAGAAAAUAGCCCUAUUUGGUGAAAGACCAAGUCCAUAUUAUGGCAAGAACAGCUCAAAUAAGCAAAGAGAAAGUCCAACAUUAAUUUUAGACAUGAAGGUUAGUCAAUACGGAAAAUUCAAGAACUUUGAAAGUUUCUUCAAGUGCAGUCGCAAAAACCACCAUGCGCUAUGAUGAAACUGGCUCUCAUGAGGACCGCCAUAGGAAUGGAAGACCCAGAGUUACCUCUGCUGCAGAGGAGAAGUGCAUUAGAGUUACCAGCCUUAGAAAUUGCAGCCCAAAUAAAUGCUUCACAGAGUUCAAGUAACAGCCACAUCUCAACAUCAACUGUUCAGAGGAGACUGUGUGAAUCAGGCCUUCAUGGUCGAAUUGCUGCAAAGAAACCACUACUGAAGGACACCAAUAAGAAGAAGAGACUUGCUUGGCCCAAGAAACACGAGCAAUUGACAUUAGACCGGUGGAAAUGUGUCCUUUGGUCUGGAGUCCAAAUUUGAGAUUUUUGGUUCCAACUGCCGUGUCUUUGUGAGACGCGGUGUGAGUGAACGGAUGUGUAUUUCCCACCGUAAAGCAUGGAGGUGUUAUGGUGUGGGGGUGCUUUGCUGGUGACACUGUCUGUGAUUUUAUUUAGAAUUCAAGGCACACUUAACCAGCAUGGCUACCACAGCAUUAUGCAGCGAUACGCUAUCCCAUCUGGUUUGGGCUUAGUGGGACUGUCAUUUGUUUUUCAACAGGACAAUGAUCCAACACACCUCCAGGCUGUGUAAAGGCUAUUUUACCAAGAAGGGGAGUGAUGGAGUGCUGCAUCAGAUGACCUGGCCUCCACAAUCCCCCGACCUCAACCAAAUUGAGAUCGUUUGGGAUGAGUCGGACCGCAGAGUGAAGGAAAAGCAGCCAACAAGUGCUCAGCAUAUGUGGGAACUCCUUUAAGACUGUUGGAAAAGCAUUCCAGGUGAAGUUGGUUGAGAGAAUACCAAGAGUGUGCAAAGCUGUCAUCAAGGCAAAGGGUGGCUAUUUGAAGAAUCUCAAAUAUAAAAUAUAUUUUGAUUUGUUUAACACGUUUUUGGUUACUACAUGAUUCCAUGUGUUAUUCCAUAGUUUGGAUGUCUUCACUAUUAUUCUACAAUGUAGAAAAUAGUAAAAAUAAAGAAAAACCCUUGAAUGAGUAGGUGUCCAAACUUUUGACCGGUACUGUAAUAAUUUUAAAAAACACAUUUCCUUCAUAAUUCAUAAAGGUCAUGUAAGCUGACUGAUUUGAUCUUUAUAUAACAAAACGUAUAAGAUCUCCUAAGCCUGUGUAAACCUCAGACCUUAUUUUCGACGUUUUAUCCCAAAACCAUUUUCUUUCCCCAUAGGAAUGGCUGACCGGUAGUGUAGAUAGAGUGCAUUCGGAAAGUAUUCAGACCCCUUGACUUUUUCCACAUUUUGUUAUGUUACAGCCUUAUUCUAAAAUGGAUUAAGUCGUUUUUUUCCCCUCAUCAAUCAGACAUGUACUGUCAACUAUGGGACCUUAUAUAGACAGGUGUCUGCCUUUCCAAAUCAUGUCCAAUCAAUUGAAUUUACCACAGGUGGACUCCAAUCAAGUUGUAGAAACCUCUCAAGGAUGAUCAAUGGAAACAGGAUGCACCCAAGCUCAAUUUCUAGUCUCAUAGCAAAGGAUCUGAAUACUUAUGUAAAUAAGGUAACUACAAGCGGACUGCACAUGACAUCAUCUCUGGUCUGAUGAAACCAAGAUUUAACUCUUUGGCCUGAAUGCCAAGCGUCAUGUCUGGAGGAAACCUGGCACCAUCCCUACGGUGAAGCAUGAUGGUGGCAGCAUCAUGCUGUGGGGAUGUUUUUCAGAGGCAGGGACUGGGAGACUAGUCAGGAUCGAGGGAAAGAUGAACGGAGCAAAGUACAGAAACAUUGUUGAUGAAAACCUGCUCCAGAGCGCUCAGGACAUCAGACUGGGGCGAAGGUUCACCUUUCAAAAGGACAACAUGGCUUCAGGACAAGUCUCUGAAUGUCCUUGAGUGGCCCAGCCAGAGCCCGGACUUGAACCCGAUCUAACAUCUCUGGAGAGACCUGAAAAUAGCUGUGCAGAGACGCUCCCCAUCCAACCUGACAGAGCUUGAGAAGAUCUGCAGAGAAGAAUGGGAGAAACUCCCCAAAUACAGGUGUGCCAAGCUUGUAGCGUCAUACCCAAGAAGACUCGAGGCUGUAAUUCCUGCCAAAGGUGCUUCAACAAAGGACUGAGUAAAGGGUCUGAAUACUUAUGUCAAUGUCAUAUUUCAUUUUUUUUCUUUAUUAAUUUGCCAACAUUUCUAAACCUGUUUUUGCUUUGUCAUUAUGGGGUAUUGUGUGUAGAUGGAUGAACAAUUUAAUCCAUUUUAGAAUAAGUCUGUAAUGUAACAAAGUGGAAAAAGUCAAGGAGUCUGAAUACUUUCCAAAUGCACUGUAUAACAUAUAUAAAAUUAGCUUCACAGCUUCAUGAAUUAGCUUCACAGCUAUUUUGCAAUCUAUAUGGCACUGAUAUACUUUUUUAUUUAUCACAAUUUUCUUUAACCAAUUUUGAUCUUUAAUGCAGAGCCGACGACAAGUUCCUUACUUUAACCCCCUUCACUUGCCUCUUCCAUUUUUGUGGUAAUGCUGCAAUUAGUUGGUUGUAAUUUUUGUAAGAGCAGACAUUUCCAUAUGUUUUUGUUAGCUGCAUGUGUGACAACUCCACCAGUCCUAUUUAUGAUAUAAUUUUAAAAGAUUAUACGUUUUAUUUUAUUCCAAAAAUAAUGUUUUUUUCAUCAAAUAGUAUAUUUGCGUUUAACCAUAAUUUUUUCUAUUUUUUGUUCUGUCUUUUCUGGUGGAUUAAAUUGAAAUUGCAACCAACUUUUUUAUUUUUUUUAAAGCAAUAUUUAAAAUAACUGAAAGUGAGAGGUUGUAUUCAGAAUAAAGGGAAAACGUCCAUUCUUGUUCAAGGGGUGAGACAUUCUUACUAAUCUGCUAUAGAACCAGUUCGGAUUUAAGUAUAACUUUCGUAUGACUGAAGCCUUUAGUGAGAGGUCUAAUGAUUUAAUAUUUAAUCAUUUCUGCCCUCCGAAUUCAUAUUCAUUAUAUAAAUAGGCCUGUUUAAUUUUGUCUGGCUUGCCGUUCCAAAUAAAAAUGAGUAUUUUUUUUGCUCAUAUAAUUUAAAAAACAAGUCGCUAGGUGUAGGCAAGGCCAUAAGCAAAUAGGUAAACUGAGAUAUGGCUAAAGAGUUAAUCAGGGGGAUUUUUCCACAAAUAGGUAUUUUCCUUUCCAUGGUAGUAAGAUCUUUUCUGGUUUUGCUAACUUUCUAUUAAAAUGUACUGUAGUGAGAUCAUUUCUUUCUUUCAGGAUAUGAAUACCGAGUAUGUCCACAUCACAGUCAGACCAUUUUAUUGGUAAACACACGGUAAUGUAAAAGUUAUUUUUUUAGUGGUAAGUGGAUAAGUAAUACUUAUCAUAAUUUGGUUGUAAUCGAGAGAGGUUAGAAAAAGUAUCUAGAUCCUCUAUGAGGCUGUGGAGGGAUCCACAUUUGUGGAUUUAAAAAAAUACAUGAAUCAUCAGCGUACAAUGACACCUUUGUUUUUAAGCCCUGGAUUUCUAGCCCCUUGAUAUUAUUGUUGUAUCUGAUUCUAAUAGCUAACAUUUCGAUAGCCAUAAUAAAUAGAUAUGCCGAUUUGUUGACAGUUUAAUACUUUGAGAAGUAGCCAUUAUUUAAUAUUUUACACCUAGGGUUAUUAUACAUAACUUUAACCCGUUGUAUAAGAGAUUCUCAAAAAUUGAAAUAUUCCAGGCAUUUAUAAAUACAUUCCAGUCGUAUUUAUCAAAAGCUUUAACAAGCAAGUGUUAGCAAAUCAGCACAAGGUUAAAAACACAUAGGUUGCAAGGCAGUGCAAAAAAACCGGAGAAUUGGCAUUUAUGAGCAACAAAGUUAACAUUCUGGUUACACCCCACACAGCAUUAUCUUACCACAUCAGUUCUUUCUGCUGUGUUGCGUAAAUGGAUCCCUAGUUCACUCGGUCCAUCUCUCGUGCCUUGCCCCUUCAACCCUUUAAUCUUGCUAUAACUCUAACCCUCUCCCUCUGUCUCUCUCUAUCCUCCUGUUCUCCCCCCAGCUCUGUGAGCUCCUGGCCCAGGAGAAGGACACCAUCCGGAGGGAGUACUGGAGCUACGUGGGCCGCUCCCUGCAGACAAAAUACUGCUCCAGUGACCCCUCUACCACCAGCAGCGCCCCAGGAACUGACCGAGGAUCAGCCUCAGCCUCCGUUCACCAGGAGACCACCUGCAGUAGCUAA